Messenger RNA from Haemonchus placei, 609 nucleotides. Lineage: Eukaryota; Metazoa; Nematoda; Chromadorea; Rhabditida; Trichostrongylidae. The record is from the annotation of a GenBank genome assembly.
AUGGACAAAUAUGUGAUAUCGGAAGAGGAGGAAGUGUAUGAUGCUGAACCACCGUUUCCUGAAUCAAUGAAAUCUGAUGUAAAAGUGAUGGAACUGCAUAAAAAUACAAAAUUCGGCAAUAUCAUCGAUUAUGUCAAUAAAUUGUUUGAGGACGAGACGAUCCGGCGAGUAAUUUUUCGUGGAGUGGGCGAUGCAGCUGAUAAAUGUGUCUCGUGCGUGGAGGUGUACAAACGUAAACGGCAGGAGGAGCUCUAUCAGUGGACCGCUCUCAGUACAGCCAAGCGGGUGACGUAUUGGGAUCCACUUGUGAAGGGGAUGAACAGGUUAAAAGUUACUGUAGACACCCCAGUGAUCUUCAUAAUGUUAUCACGUGAUCCAUAUCCAGUUGAACUUCAGUGUAUGAGUAUGCAGCAGUCAUCGAAUAAUCAGAAGAAAAUGCCGCCGAAGUUCGGGCCCUCAUCGUCAGCGAAACGCGGCGGAGCCAGGAAACAACAACAACAACAACGUGGUGGCCGAGCCAACAAAUGGGCCCGCCCUGCUAAAGCAGCAAAAGAUACUCAAGCUCAGGAAAAUCGAGAGAUUUUAGAAAAGCUGGAAAAAUUGCCUUGA